AUGUCCAUCGAGGAUUUCCGGUGGUUGAGUGACAGCUUGCGGGACCUCUUGCAGCAGGAUCCGUUGCGCCGAGGCAAUCCCCCAUCUGUUGAAGCCCAGGUGGCUGUUGGGUUGUAUCGACUGGGGCAUGGUUCUAGUUAUGUGACAAUUGGGCAUGUCUUCAGUAUUGGCAAGGAGACGGCCGACAAGGCGGCCGGCCGAUUUGUUAACGCGGUGCUGGCGAGGUUCCGGCGGGUAGCCAUCUGCUAUCCCCCUUUGGCACGCGGAGAUCAGUGGGACGAAAUCAGUGCUUCCUUUGAGGCUAAGCAUGGAAACCCUUAUAUUGUAGGGGCUAUAGAUGGCACGCACAUCCCUUUGGCCACCCCAGCGGAUGACCGAUGGAAGGGUUACAUUAAUCGAAAAAGUUGGGCCUCGAUUGUCUUCCAAUGCGUGGUCGACGGCGAUGGUAAUUUCUGCAAUGUGAGUGGGGGAGCACCCGGCUCCAUGCACGACGGGCGCCUAUUCUGGCGGUCCGAGCUGGGGCAUAGCAUCACAAAUGGGACGGCGGCCGAGCCAAUGAUCCCCCAUGGGACCUACCUCAUUGGUGAUGCCGGAUAUCCUUCAAAUGUGCGAGUUCUCAUACCAUACCCGUCAACUGCUACCGCCAAAAACGAGGAAUUCAAUUUCAGUCCACUCGGAUCAUAG
This is a messenger RNA of Puccinia graminis f. sp. tritici CRL 75-36-700-3, 684 nucleotides long. RefSeq lists its product as uncharacterized. Lineage: Eukaryota; Fungi; Basidiomycota; Pucciniomycetes; Pucciniales; Pucciniaceae. The transcript is spliced from 3 exons. The record is from RefSeq and is a predicted model, not a curated record. Bases 1 to 684 code for a protein of 227 amino acids.